UCCUUCCUGGGAUAUCUGCCGACCUCAUGGAAGCAAAAACUCUUGGAAUUGCAACACCCAGAAAACCUGUCUUGUCUGUCAGUGCAAGAAAAAUUAAGGACAAUGCAGCUGACUGGCAUAAUUUAAUCCUGAAAUGGGAACGCCUCAGUGAUGCAGGUUUUACUACUGCAAGCAGCAUUGCGAAUCUGAAAAUCAGCUUAUUGAGUAAAGACAAGAUAGAAUUAGAGAACAACAGGCCAGCUUCCAAUGAAAAUGACGAAAAGACAUACCCAGAAUAUGACACAGAACUUGAGACACUAUGUGAGGAACUUCAGGCCACCUUGGAUGGUUUGUCUAAAAUACAGGUGAAAAUGGAGAAGCUGUCUUCAACUACCAAGGGAAUUUGUGAAUUAGAAAAUUACCAUUAUGGGGAGGAGAGUAAACAGCCCCCUCUGUUUCACACGUGGCCCACCACCCAUUUUUACGAGGUUUCCUGCCAGCUCUCUAACAUGUACAGGAAGGAGCUCCUCCUGAAGCGCACCGUGGGUGCAGAGCUGGCGCACGCGGUGGAUCGAAACCUCAUCCUGAGCUACCUGUCCAUGUGGCUGCACCAGCCCUACAUAGAGAGUGACAGCAAGCUGCACCUGGAGAGCAUGCUGCUGGAAACAGGCCACCGGCCAUUGUGACUCCCCAGACACGGUGGCCCAUGGGUGUACCCUCCAGGCUUCUUCCCUGACCCCCAGGUGGACAGUCCCCUGAGUAGGACAUACUGGUGAUCCAGAAUGAUUUCAGCAGCCCCUUUGGCCUCUCCAGGCCUGCCUGCCACUGAAGCAGCUUUGCCCCCUGUGCCUCACCACACCCAAAGCUGUUGUUAGCACCUCUGAGUGAAAUGCAUGAGCUCCUUAAUAGAACUCAGGGACAUGGGUUUUGUAACAUAAGUUACUUUACAUAUUAAUUUGUGUAGAAAACCCCUAGUUUCAUAUUUUUUUUACUUUAGAUCUACAUUUAGCAUUUUUGUUUUUGUUUUGUUUAUUUUUAUUUUGUGGUGCUGGUGAUG
Molecule: messenger RNA, 1036 nt
Organism: Castor canadensis (American beaver)
Lineage: Eukaryota; Metazoa; Chordata; Mammalia; Rodentia; Castoridae
Gene: Cinp
Product: cyclin dependent kinase 2 interacting protein
Source: RefSeq, a predicted model, not a curated record